GGAAGUAAAGAAAGAGCCACACAUUAAAAAUAACCAGAGAGAGAAAUGCAGAAGACAAUGACAUGCAGGUGUGGCUGUUCCUGAUUCAGUUUGAUUAUCUUUGAAUACGCAAGAAAAAAAAUCGUCUUCACCCAGAGAGUGACUGGACUAAAUCAAGAUGUUUAUUGUCACCUGGGUAAUGUUACUCUUCAUCAGUUCCAGCUCAGUAUCCCCUUUCCAAAGUAUAGUGUUCUAUGUUUCAGCCUCUUCAGGAAUGAGUGGAAAGCCCACACUGACGAUUCCACUGCUGACUGAAGGACAAGAAACCACUCUGACUUGCAUCGCUGACCUCUGCUCUAACGGAGAAACUCCUGUCUUUGUAUGGAAAUGGACCAGGUCCAUGGAGAACAAUUCCUUAAACAUAAAUAAUGUGACAGAAUCUCAAACACAAAACUCAACAGUGACAUUUGCGCCUUCAGCCAAACAUCAUGGCUCUGCCGUCACCUGCCAGGUCACCUGCCCAAAUAACAUAACAGCGAAUGUGACAAAAGUUCUCAGUGUAACCUAUGUGAAGAAAUUACAAAUCAGUGGUGAGAAAACCCUUAAGGACGGUGACACUCUGAAUCUGACCUGCUGUUUUGAUGGUUUUCCUCAAACUGUCCUCAUCUGGACCAAACUUGGCUCCAACACAAGCAUCACCAAUGGCACUGGAGCAGCCACCCUCUUCAUGAGCAAUGUGACAGGAAAGGAUUCUGGUCAGUACAUUUGUACAGCACAGAACCAGGACAGGAAUCUAACAGUGGACAUAGCAGUGCGAUAUGUAAAGACUCCAACAAUCAGUGGCAAAUCUACAAUUAAACAAGAUGAAAGUCUCAAUCUGACCUGCACUGUCGACAGCUUUCCUCUAUCUGUCAUCACAUGGUCUAAACGUGGCCUCAACAAAACUCUAAACAAUGAAACUAAAUAUGGAACGUCAACUCUUGUGAUUCAUAACGUGACUGAACAGCAUUCUGGGCAGUAUUUUUGUUAUGCAAACCAUCUGAACAAAACCUUGGAGCAAGACAUUAACAUUACUGUGAUAAAUGCAUGGGAAAUGAAGAUCACAGGAGAACCAACUGUUAGAGAGGGAAGUGCUCUGAAUCUGACCUGCAGUGUUGAGAGCUUCCACCCUCUUCUGAUCACCUGGACAAAACUCGGCACGAACAAAACCCUGACCAAUGAAACUGGAAUUAAAGUUGGAACAUCCUCCCUCAUCAUUCAAAAUGUGACAAUAAGCAACUCUGGACAGUAUUUCUGUACUACAAAAUUUCUGACCUCACAAAUCCAAGACAUAAAUGUUACUGUUACAUAUCGGAGGAGGCCUAAAAUAACUGGAGACAUUGUUGUUACAGAAGGCCAUGUUCUGAAUCUGACCUGCAGCUUCGAUAGUUGGCCUCUUUCUUUAAUCACCUGGACCAAAUCUAGAUCAAGCACAGUGUUGAAAAAUGACACUGGGUCAGCCACACUUCUUAUUUUUAACACGACAGCUGAAGACAGAGGAUUGUACAUUUGCACAUCAGAACAUCUGAAUAUCAGCUUUACCGAAGAAGUUCACAUCAAAGUGAAAAUGCAACCUCAGAUCCUAGAUAAGUCUGGCUGUAAGUCUCAGCAGGAUGUCCUGACCUGUGUGUGCAUCAGUCAAGGCUUUCCUUCACCCACAAUUACAUGGGAAUCGUUGGAGAAUCACGUCGACUACUCCAUCAACACUGCUGUGUCAAACCACACGGUCACAAGCACCGUCUCCAUAAAUAUGAAAGGCCUCUCCAAUAUUUCUGCUGUUUGUAUCAGCAGUAAUACAAACGGGAAAACAAGAAGGAAUCUUUCCAGAAAUGAGGUGGAAGAUGGACACAUUGUAAACUAUCUACGGACUUUCACACAGAUGGGCACAAUAAUUCCCUUUUUGAUCGGGGUGUUAGUUUCAGCAUUUAUUUGCUCCUUGUUGUGGCUGUGCUACAGGAAAAAGCACAAGUCUCGUGGAAGUACAUCUGAGACUAUAGAGAUGGUAAUGACUCAAGAGACAAACGGUGGUCACACAGUGGAUUAUGAGCCCAUUCUGGCCAGAGGGACAGCUGGAGGAUCCAGUGGCCCAGAAGCUGGAACAUCAGAUAUAGAAUAUUCUGAUAUUCAUUUGUUGAUCAAACAAGACAUUGCAAGCCCUUCAGAGAUGAAACCACAGAAAGAAGUCACAGAGUAUGCUAAGAUUAAUCCCAAAAAAAAAAGCAAGAUGGAAGAGGGAGAAGGGCGAGAAGAAGAUCAGGAGAUGAAACUCUGUGUGCCAGAGGCUGAAGAGAGUGAGACUGUAGCAGUGUACUCCAAUGUGACAAAGCUGAAGGAUCAAAUGUAAGACUCAUUAACUUUAGCAUAUUGAAGAUGAAAACAUCACUGGAGUUGACUGUAUUUAUGCAUCAACUAUCUUGAACAUAAAACAAAAAUUCUAGAAAGAAAUAUAAAAUAUUCACAAUCCAAACUGUUGGAUAUUUAAGUUAGCAAGAAACCACGGUGCUGAAAGAUGGUAAAGUGACUUCUGGGAAAGCAGACAGGUGUCAGAUGUGUUUUGCAUGUGGAGUUCCUCUUUAGGAACAAAGUGAAACUGGGCUGAGUUCGUUAAAAGGUUUUUGAACAGCAGUGCAUGUCCCCAUAACAUUGUUCCUCUUUAUUGUAAGACUGAAAAAAGUUGUUGUUUUUUUUCAGUUUGUUUGUCUUAGCUAAACAAAAAGAUUGCUUAUAAUUGCUCAGGUUUAAACAUUGCAGCAGAAAUUAAAAUUAUUUUGGAGAAUAACCCCAGUAGAAAUAUUUUGUACAAAGAAAAUACUUUUAAAGUGCUCUAUGUUUUACCUUAUUCUACCAGCUAUAUUACACUGACUGUACACUGUUGCAUAGAUUGGGAGUCAACAUGUUCUUGCAGUUCCUAUGUGCAGAGUAGUGUAGAUAGAACUCAUUACAAUUGAGUGACUGUGUGAUACAAUGAAGCCAAUACUUAUCCUAACUAAGGGCCUUGUUCACUUACCUGUGAAAGAAACGUGGCUAUUAGACAUUCUGGUAAUUUUGUAAAUAAAUACCAUGUUUCCUUAAAUGUGUGCUUACCAGUGAGAAUUUGUAGUGCCUAACUAUCUGCAACCUACUGAGAAAAUGCCUUCGUUUGCACAAUAAAUCACAUUUCAUAUAGAGUGCUUUGCAUAAAUGCUAUUGUACAUAGUAAUGUAAAAUUUGCAAGCUUCAUUUAUUUUAUUUAAUCAUAGACAAGCAAGAUGUAUGAAACCUAUUAGUGAUGUGGAAAGAAAUUACACAAAUAAAAUG
Messenger RNA from Xiphophorus maculatus (southern platyfish), 3315 nucleotides. RefSeq names its product sialic acid-binding Ig-like lectin 11. The record is from RefSeq and is a predicted model, not a curated record. The transcript is spliced from 11 exons. Gene Ontology annotation, cellular component: cell-cell junction. Lineage: Eukaryota; Metazoa; Chordata; Actinopteri; Cyprinodontiformes; Poeciliidae. Gene Ontology annotation, biological process: cell-cell adhesion. Bases 158 to 2362 code for a protein of 734 amino acids. Gene Ontology annotation, molecular function: cell adhesion molecule binding.